AUGAUCGUGAUCGACGCGUGCAUCGAACUGCCGUGCUUCCAGUCUGCAUCGUCUGAACCGCACGAGGCUCCAGUCCGUCCUAUUGCCGGCCAUCGCUCUCAACCACCUGCAGCAUCCAAGCACAACUGCCUGACCGACGGCCUUCAACAAAACCAUCUGUUUGAGGACCGUAUUUCGUUCAUCUGUCUGAUUUUAUGUGAUAACCGCCCCAUAAUAGGCACGUCCAACCGGAAUAUCGAUAAGAGGUCCGCCUAUCAGGUGCCCUCACUCCAAUCCCUCUACCACAGCACAGCCGCAGAGCAAUCAUCCGCAGCUGUCAACACCAAAUGUCCCGAACCGGGCUAUCCAACGGAUUUCCAUAUAAUUCGCGUCACGACCAAAGCCGUAGCAGAGUCUCGUCCCGUGCGCCUUUGCUUCAAUUCGUCGACGCCAAUUUCGAACAAACUGCCACCAGACCCUUUCCCAGACUGCCUCGACACCCAAUUCGUUCCCCGCUUACCUCUAGCCAUGCCAGAAAUAACCUUCCAAGACGAAAAGAACACCAUCUCUACAACCACUUCCACUUCCUUUGGAUUCCUAAAAGACGUCACGGGUGUUUCGUCACCGGCCUCUGUGUACCAGGUCUCAAUCACCGAAGAACUCGGCGGCGGCGGCACCAAACACGCCAGCAACUACGGUUCAACGCCCGAUCAUGUCUUCAGCGACCCUGCCAUUGCUGCGUACUGGGCGGACGUCUACGAGCGCGCCGGGUACGAGAACCGGCACCGAUUUGACCCGUCGUUUGAAUGGGGCGCGUCGGAGGAGCGCAAGCUUGUGCGCAAGAUGGACUUGCGGAUCGUGUUUUGGGCUUGGAUCAUGUUUUGCAGCUUGGACUUGCAUCGGAAGAAUAUCAACCGGGCUAUUAGCGAUGAUAUGUUGCCGGAGCUAGGAAUGAACACAAACGACUUCAACUAUGGUCAAACCAUCUUCCUUGCUGCCUUCCUGCUCGCUGAACUUCCCUCUGGCCUCGUAGCCAAGAAGCUCGGCGCUGAUCGCUUCGUUCCCAUGCAAAUCGUGUCUUGGUCCAUCCUGUCGGGCGCUCAAGUCUGGAUCACGAAAAGAGCGCACUUCUACGUCAUCAAGGCGCUUAUGGGCGUUGCCAUGGGUGGCUUCAUUCCCGAAAUUGUUCUGUGGUUGACGUACUUUUACAAGUCCAACGAAUUGCCUCUCCGCUUGGCGUUCUUCUGGACUGCUUUGUCGACCGUCAACAUUGCCGGUUCCCUCAUGGCCGCUGGGAUUUUGCAGAUGCGGGGAAUCCGAGGCUGGAGUGGCUGGCAGUGGCUGUUCCUGAUCGAGGCCCUGAUGUCUCUGGUCGUCGGCAUCUUCGCAUUCGUCCUGAUGCCCCCGGGUCCUUGCCAGACCAAAUCCUGGUUCCGCGGAAAGGACGGCUGGUUCUCCGAGCGCGAGGAAUUCAUCUUGGUCAACCGCCUGCUGCGCGAUGAUCCCUCCAAGGGCGACAUGAACAACCGCGAGGGUGUCUCGGCCAAGGGUCUGCUCAAGGCCAUCAAGGAGUGGGAGAUGUGGCCGCUCUACAUCGUCGGCGUGUGCGCUUACAUCCCUCCUGGUCCGCCAGGCGAGUACCUGAGUCUGAUCCUCCGCACCCACGGCUUCAGCGUCUUUCAAGCCAACCUGCUCACCAUCCCCGCUUACUUCCUCUUCGCCUGCAACUUGGUCAUCCUUUCGUAUUUCUCCAGGCGGUUCAAGGAGCGUGGCUUUAUCGCCUCCCUUUCGCAGUGGUGGAUGCUUUCCUUCUUCGCUGCUAUCGUCGCCCUGCCCGACGCCGGCGUCUGGGUCCGCUAUGCUCUUCUAAUCGGUAUCUUGUCGUACCCGUACUGCCACGCCAUCCUGGUCGCUUGGACUGCUGAGAACAGCAACAGCGUGCAGACGAGAGCGGUUUCGACGGCGCUGUACAUUAUGUUUGUGCAGGAUGGCAAUAUUAUCUACGAUAAUAUCUACCGCGAGGACGACAAGCCGCUGUACAAGAGGGGGAAUAAGGUAUUGCUGGCCAUGGUCUGCUUGAAUAUCGUGCUGUUUUAUCUGACCAAGGCGUUUUAUGUGUGGAGAAAUAAGGCGAAGGAGGAGAAGUGGAAGGCCAUGACUUCGGAGGAGCAGCGGGACUAUGUGUUGACUACCCUGGAUGAGGGGCCGAAGAGGCUGGAUUUUAGGUUUGCACACUGA
Neurospora hispaniola is the source of this 2217-nucleotide messenger RNA. Its product is annotated as major facilitator superfamily domain-containing protein. The transcript is spliced from 8 exons. The coding region runs from base 1 to 2217 and encodes 738 amino acids. Gene Ontology annotation, cellular component: membrane. Gene Ontology annotation, biological process: transmembrane transport. Lineage: Eukaryota; Fungi; Ascomycota; Sordariomycetes; Sordariales; Sordariaceae. Gene Ontology annotation, molecular function: transmembrane transporter activity. The record is from RefSeq and is a predicted model, not a curated record.